Molecule: messenger RNA, 1704 nt
Organism: Aspergillus fijiensis CBS 313.89
Lineage: Eukaryota; Fungi; Ascomycota; Eurotiomycetes; Eurotiales; Aspergillaceae
Product: putative sucrose transporter
Exons: 8
Coding region: 1-1704 (567 amino acids)
Cellular component (GO): membrane
Molecular function (GO): sucrose:proton symporter activity
Source: RefSeq, a predicted model, not a curated record
AUGCCUCAAGCUGCAAGAUGGGUGGGUUCUCCCUCAAUCCGAGGACGAAGAGAAUGGGUGCGCAUGGUGCUUUUGACUUUCAGUCUGCUGGGUUUACAGUUUACAUGGGGCAUUGAGAUGACAUAUUGCACGCCCUAUCUGCUUCAGCUCGGCCUCACGAAGUCUAGGACGUCGCUGGUCUGGAUUGCUGGUCCGCUUUCCGGGUUGAUCAUACAGCCGCUUAUUGGUGUGAUCGCUGACCGGUCUCGCUUGAAAUGGGGUCGGCGGAGACCAUUCAUGCUCGUGGGAUCGGUGGUGGUCGCAAUGUGCCUACUGCUGUUGGGGUGGACAACGGAGAUUGUCAGGAUGUUCGUCAAAGAUGCCGAGAAGGCCAAAAGCACUACUAUCGCCAUUGCCGUUCUGAGCAUCUACGCGGUAGAUUUUGCAAUCAAUGUUGCAGUGCAAGCGUGCUGUCGCAGUCUCAUAGUCGAUACGUUGCCGAUCCCGCUUCAACAAACUGGUUCAGCAUGGGCAACCCGGAUGACGGCCAUUGGACAGCUUAUAGGUUAUGUGAUCGGCUCGAUUGACACUGUCAAAAUCUUUGGGACUGCUUUUGGCGAUACGCAAUUCAAGCAAAUGACGGUCUUUGCUGCGUUAUCUCUAAUAGCGGCAGUUUCUGUCACAUCCUACGCGGUGAAGGAGCGAGUCCUGAUCACAGCAAGGGACUCCGAUGAUAAGGCCGGGGCGCUACAGGUGAUCUCCCAGUUGUGGAAAACAACAAUGGAGCUGCCACCGCGCAUUCAAGCGAUUUGCUGGGCCCAAUUUUGGGCCUGGAUUGGCUGGUUCCCGUUCCUGUUCUACAGCACGACAUGGGUUGGUGAGACAUACUUUCGCUACGAAGUUCCCAAGGAUGCGGUACGCCCAAGUGAUAUGCUAGGAGAGGUCGGUCGUGUUGGCAGUUCAUCACUGGUUGUCUUCUCAUCCAUCACCCUUUUUGGAGCUGUACUUUUGCCGUUCUGCGUACAGCCACCAGACAACAAACGGCCGCGGUUCACACCACGGCCACCUCCCGGAAUCGCCUCCCUAUUGAAGAAAGUCCCCAGCGUCCGUCCGGACUUGCAGACAACGUGGUUAAUCUCGCACAUCAUGUUUGCCGCCACCAUGGUUUUUGCCCCCCUGGCACGAUCGCGCGCUUUUGCAACAUUUUUAGUCGCUCUUUGCGGUAUCCCCUGGGCCAUCAGCUGCUGGGCCCCUUUCGCCUUCAUGGGGGUUGAAAUCAACAAACUAGCCAUGAAUCCGUCUCCAUCGUCCCGAGUGACCAUGAUUACGUCUUCGAGCAUUCGUUCGGGCGGCUUCGCCGACCGAACAGCCACGGACACGGAAAUGGACGUCCUCCGGCUCAACCACCACGAUUCAGACAGUGACAGCGACGUGGAGGAUGGCGGCUCUAGUGUCCCUUCGACAGGAGAGCUUGCGGGUAUUUACCUCGGCGUGCUGAAUGUAUACACAACCCUCCCGCAGUUUGUGGGCACAUUCAUCAGCUGGAUCGUGUUUAGUAUCUUCGAACCGGGCAGCACCAAGCGCGACGACUCUGCGCAGGAAUCGUCUCAGUGGAUGAAUCUGGAUAAGAGCAGACCCAACGCUAUCUCGAUCUGUCUAUUCAUCGGCGCCAUCAGCGCCCUCGUAGCUGUCGAAGCCACACGACGGAUGCGCCACGUGAUAUGA